UGGGUCUUUUAUCUCAUAUAUAUUUAAAAUUUUAUUUUUAUUCAAAAUUCAAAAUACUGCUGAAAAUUUUAUCUUUUUCAAAAAAGGAAAUUUACCAGCAUUUUUUUUACACCAGAUUUGUUAUUAAAUUUUAUUUGUUACAAUUUCAAAAAAAUUUCUGUUUCAAAUUUUCCUGAAUAUCGAAACAUAAUUUUUUUAAAUUUUCGGGUAGCAGUCAUCAGCUGAUGACGAACACACAACAUUGUACCGGCACGUAUACACAAAACUCAUAUAUUUGAACCAAUAUGUUGAUAUUGCUGACAUAUUAAAGCAAACAAUUAUAUAUUUAUUCAAAACAAUACUUAUUUAUAUACACAAAAUAAUUAUGAACGUAUGGUUUUUAUUUAUAAUCCUAACGUUGGUUAUAACAACAAACUGUACGUUGUCACCACGUACUGAUAAGCCAAAAAAAGACAAAGGAAAAACAGAGAGCAAGAAAGGGCCAGUUGACAAUAAUGUGUUCGACCGAGAUCUAGUUGUUCAAGACCCCAAAAUUCAUGACAUCAUCAAACAAUCUGGUCUUUAUUACAAAGACACCAAGAAGAGACACUUCAAUAAUGACGUCCUGGGCUACAUAACUCCAUGGAACGGUGAAGGUCUUGAUGUAGCAAAGACAUUUCAUGGCAAAUUAACUCUCGUAUCUCCGGUAUGGUUCACUAUACCAAGUGCUGACAAAAUACAAAUUCCUACUCAUGAUGUACAGAAGAAGUGGCUCAAAGAUAUGAAAACUGCCAACGAAGGAAACCAUACUGUCAAAAUUCUACCCCGCGUUUUGUUCGAACAGUGGUCAGCAAGUGAUAUAUCUUCACUGAAUUCUGAUGUUCAAAAAAAAAAUCAACUAAUUUCUGCUCUCAGUGAAACAGCUAAAACAUUCCAGUUCCAUGGAUACGUACUAGAAAUAUGGAAUCAAUUUAUUUAUACAGGAGUUAAAUCAAAAGUUGUUGUAAAUUUAAUAAAAUCAUUAGCUAAGAGACUUAAGAAUAAAAACUUGCAAGUAAUUUUAGCUAUUCCACCAGCACAAGGACCUCCAGGGCAAAUAUUUUCACAAACUCAAUUCGAAGAAUUGUCACCUUUUAUUGAUUAUUUUUCGUUGAUGACCUACGACUUUUCAAGCGUCCAACGACCUGGACCAAACAGUCCCUUCGAAUGGGCACGUGAAUGCGUCGAAAAAUUAGUGCCCGACGACGACGACCCAAAACGAUCUCAAAUUUUAAUGGGCCUCAAUUUCUACGGGAAUAAUUACACUCCGGAUGGCGGCGGUGCCAUUUUGGGAUCCCAAUAUAUAAAAAUACUCGAUUCCUACAAAGGAAAAAUUCAAUGGGAUGAACAAAGCAAAGAGCACUUGUUUGAAUACCGAUCAUCAGCAGCCAGUGGUUACAUAUUUUAUCCCACACUCUAUUCACUUCAACAACGGAUUGAUUUAGCCCGAGAAUUAGGAACAGGAUUGUCCAUUUGGGAACUUGGACAAGGUCUAAACUAUUUUUACGACUUAUUAUAAUAU
Messenger RNA from Microplitis mediator, 1540 nucleotides. Its product is annotated as chitinase domain-containing protein 1. Bases 365 to 1537 code for a protein of 390 amino acids. The transcript is spliced from 7 exons. NCBI's taxonomy places the organism in Eukaryota, Metazoa, Arthropoda, Insecta, Hymenoptera, Braconidae. Gene Ontology annotation, biological process: carbohydrate metabolic process. Gene Ontology annotation, molecular function: oligosaccharide binding; chitin binding. Gene Ontology annotation, cellular component: extracellular region. The record is from RefSeq and is a predicted model, not a curated record.